Molecule: messenger RNA, 1203 nt
Organism: Cajanus cajan (pigeon pea)
Lineage: Eukaryota; Viridiplantae; Streptophyta; Magnoliopsida; Fabales; Fabaceae
Source: RefSeq, a predicted model, not a curated record
GGCGAAGGCGAAACAUUUUAGUGUUUUCCUUCGAGAAUGAGAAAAAAGACUGUAGGCAAACGUAAACCGUCGUCAUUCCCACCUGUGACUGUUCCUUCCUUCUCCGCCAUUCCGCUCCUUUGGGCAUCUCCCGAACCUGGACCCGAACCUGGAACCGAACCCGUGGAUUUGUUGGACAAGAGCAUAUGCAUAUGUUGCGAUAAUAAAGGAGAAGGCGAGGAGGGAGUUCUGGUUUGCCACGAAAGUGGCUGCCCCAUCAGCGUCCACGCCAACUGCAUCGGUUCCGAACCUAAAUUCGACGGUUCGGGUAACUUCUACUGCCCCUACUGCUGGUACAAGCGCGCCGUCGACACGUGUCAACAGCUCAGGGAGAAGGCCCUCGCCGCGAAGAAAGCCUUGUCACGCUUCUUAGACACCGACGCACGUGCGGAUUCCGCUGGCGCACGUGCGGGCGCGGCGCAGGAUGCGGAAUCGGAAUCGGAAUCCGAAGAGAAUAAAGACGGAGAUGAGAGCAAGGUGUCUCUGAAUGCGUCGCGUUGUUCUGUGAGUGAGACCAAUGAUUCGGAAUCCAAUGUGGAAUCAGUGACAGUGAGGAAAAGGAAGGAUGCUUCUGCGAAGAACUCGUUGUUUCAACAAGAGCAUGAGCAUGAGCAUGAGCAUGAGCAUGAGCAUGAGCAUGAGCAUGAGCAUUGUAACGCUGAAGGGAAAAUUGCUCGUGACGUAAACGAGGAGGAGGUUACGAGCUUCCGAAGUUUGAGGAAACUUCAGAGGUCACCGGGGAAAAUGAUGAAGCGGUUUUCACUGACCGGAAAACGUAAGAGAUUAUUUUGGACAAAUGAAGAAGAGAGAGUUCUCAAGGCAGGAGUAUUAAAGUUCUCAACAGAAAAUCAGAAGAUCCCUUGGAAGAAAAUUUUGGAAUUUGGUUGUGGUGUAUUUGACAAGACUCGUACUCCUAUUGAUCUCAAGGAUAAAUGGAAGAACAUUAUCUCCAAGAAAGGUUGAAACAAGUUCAUGGAGAUCCUUCUUUGCAACUGUCUAACUGUGGAAACCUGGGUUUCUUACCAAAAAUCAAUGUUUUGUUGCUUUGGAAAAAGUGGCGCAAGGAUAGAAGGUGCAAAAUUAAAUUUGUAACAUAUGCAGGUAUUGUAUUGAGUAAGUACUACGUAUAAUUGCUGGUGCUUAAAUAUAUAUUUUCUGGACGAA